Lynx canadensis (Canada lynx) is the source of this 7839-nucleotide messenger RNA. It is a transcript of the gene ANO3, whose product is annotated as anoctamin 3. Gene Ontology annotation, cellular component: plasma membrane. The record is from RefSeq and is a predicted model, not a curated record. Gene Ontology annotation, biological process: chloride transmembrane transport. Lineage: Eukaryota; Metazoa; Chordata; Mammalia; Carnivora; Felidae. Gene Ontology annotation, molecular function: protein dimerization activity; chloride channel activity. The transcript has 27 exons. The coding region runs from base 132 to 3077 and encodes 981 amino acids.
UCGGAUUGCAGCGCGCUCUCGGAGGCUCAGGGAUUGUGUGGAGCCCGGGAGCCUGUCAAACAGUCUGGUUACUAUUCCUCCGCCUCCCUCUAGGACAGCUUCCGAACCCAGCUGGGACGCACAGAGUGAAAAUGGUCCACCAUUCAGGCUCGAUUCAGUCCUUUAAACAGCAAAAAGGUAUGAAUAUAAGCAAGAGUGAGAUAACAAAAGAAACUUCGUUAAAACCGUCCCGGAGAUCCCUCCCUUGCCUUGCCCAGAGCUAUGCCUACUCAAAGAGUUUGAGCCAAUCCACCUCUCUCUUCCAGUCAACGGAGAGUGAAUCUCAGGCUCCCACUUCUGUGACCUUAAUCUCCGCUGACAAAGCAGAGCAAGUUAAUGCUGAGGAGGAUAACAAAGACUCUGUGCUCAAAUGCUCUUUCGCUGACCUCAGUGACUUUUGCUUGGCCCUAGGAAAAGAUAAGGAUUACAUGGAUGAAUCAGAACAUGCUAAUUAUGACCGAUCUCGGCUUAUUAAAGACUCUGUUCCCAAAGAUAAUUCUGAAUCCAAGGCAAAAUUGUCUAAGAAUGACAUGAAUUACAUAGCAUCCAGUGGACUUCUAUUCAAAGAUGGCAAAAAACGGAUUGAUUACAUCCUGGUGUAUAGAAAGUCAAAUAUACAAUAUGACAAAAGAAACACAUUUGAAAAGAACCUCAGAGCCGAAGGCCUGAUGUUGGAAAAGGAGCCAGCUGUUUCAAACCCUGAUAUCAUGUUUAUUAAAAUUCAUAUUCCAUGGGACACGCUGUGCAAGUAUGCAGAGAGGCUGAAUAUCAGGAUGCCCUUCAGGAAAAAAUGCUAUUACACUGACCGGAGCAGCAAAUCAAUGGGCAGUGUGCAAAAUUAUUUUAGAAGGAUAAAAAAAUGGAUGUCCCAAAACCCAAUGGUUCUUGACAAGUCAGCUUUUCCACACCUGGAGGAAUCAGACUGCUAUACAGGCCCCUUCAGCCGUGCACGGAUUCACCACUUCAUAAUAAACAAUAAGGACACAUUCUUCAGUAAUGCUACUCGAAGCAGGAUAGUCUAUCACAUGCUACAGCACACCAAAUAUGAAAAUGGAAUAUCAAAAGUGGGUAUCUGUAAACUUAUAAAUAAUGGCUCAUAUAUAGCAGCUUUUCCUCCACAUGAGGGAGCCUACAAGAGUAGCCAACCCAUCAAGACGCAUGGACCUCAGAAUAAUAGGCAUCUAUUAUAUGAGCGCUGGGCACGCUGGGGAAUGUGGUAUAAGCAUCAGCCCUUGGAUUUAAUCAGGCUAUACUUUGGUGAGAAGAUUGGGCUGUACUUUGCUUGGCUGGGAUGGUAUACUGGAAUGCUGAUUCCUGCAGCACUUGUUGGCUUGUGUGUUUUUUUCUAUGGGAUAUUUACAAUGAAUGCAAGUCAAGUAAGCCAAGAAAUUUGCAAGGCCACUGAAGUCUUCAUGUGCCCUCUCUGUGACAAGAACUGCUCACUGCAGAGACUCAAUGAAAGCUGUAUCUAUGCCAAGGUGACAUAUUUGUUUGAUAAUGGAGGAACGGUCUUCUUUGCUAUUUUUAUGGCAAUAUGGGCCACCGUCUUCUUGGAAUUUUGGAAAAGAAGAAGAAGUACACUGACCUAUACUUGGGACCUUAUUGAAUGGGAAGAAGAGGAGGAAACACUUCGUCCCCAGUUUGAAGCCAAGUAUUAUAAGAUGGAGAGAGUGAAUCCCAUUAGUGGGAAACCUGAGCCACAUCAGCCUUCCUCAGACAAAGUCACUCGUCUUCUUGUUUCUAUCUCAGGAAUAUUCUUCAUGAUUUCUUUGGUGAUCACUGCAGUGUUUGCUGUUGUCGUGUAUCGCCUGGUUGUCAUGGAACAGUUUGCAUCAUUCAAGUGGAAUUUCAUCAAACAACACUGGCAAUUUGCAACAUCAGCUGCUGCUGUCUGUAUCAAUUUUGUAAUCAUUAUGGCACUGAAUCUUGCUUAUGAAAAAAUUGCUUACCUUCUCACCAACUUAGAAUAUCCUCGAACAGAAUCUGAGUGGGAAAACAGCUUUGCUUUGAAGAUGUUCCUUUUCCAGUUUGUUAAUUUAAAUAGUUCUAUCUUCUAUAUUGCUUUCUUUUUGGGGAGAUUUGUAGGCCACCCAGGAAAUUACAAUAAACUUUUUAACCGGUGGAGACUGGAGGAAUGUCAUCCCAGUGGCUGUUUGAUAGACCUCUGCCUCCAGAUGGGAGUGAUCAUGUUUUUGAAGCAAAUAUGGAACAACUUCAUGGAACUAGGAUACCCGUUGAUCCAGAACUGGUGGUCACGACAUAAAAUCAAGCGAGGAGUACAAGAUGCUUCCAUACCUCAGUGGGAAAAUGAUUGGAAUCUGCAGCCCAUGAAUAUUCAUGGACUUAUGGAUGAGUAUUUAGAAAUGGUUUUGCAGUUUGGUUUUACCACAAUCUUUGUUGCGGCUUUUCCUCUGGCCCCUCUUUUGGCCUUAUUAAACAAUAUCAUUGAGAUCAGGCUGGAUGCCUACAAAUUUGUCACCCAGUGGCGGAGGCCUCUGCCGGCUCGAGCAACUGACAUAGGUAUCUGGUAUGGAAUUCUUGAAGGAAUUGGUAUAUUGGCUGUUAUCACCAAUGCGUUUGUAAUUGCUAUUACAUCUGAUUACAUCCCACGUUUUGUCUAUGAAUACAAAUAUGGCCCCUGUGCAAGUCGUUUUGAAUAUGGUGAAAAUUGUUUAAAGGGAUAUGUCAACAACAGCCUAUCCUUCUUUGACCUGAGUGAGCUUGGUGUGGGAAAAUCUGGUUAUUGCAGGUACCGGGACUACAGAGGUCCCCCGUGGAGUUCUAAACCCUAUGAGUUCACCUUACAAUACUGGCAUAUCCUCGCUGCACGAUUGGCCUUCAUUAUUGUGUUUGAGCACCUUGUUUUUGGGAUCAAGUCAUUCAUCGCAUACCUGAUUCCGGAUGUACCAAAGAACCUGUAUGACCGAAUACGACGGGAGAAGUACUUGGUCCAAGAGAUGAUGUAUGAGGCUGAACUAGAACAUUUGCAACAACAACGGAGAAAAAGUGGUCAUCCUGUUCACCAUGAAUGGCCUUAGUUAAUACCUGAGGGGCAGUACCAAUGGUGGGAAUGAUAGCAACCUUAAAUUCUAGGGGGGAUCCAGGAGGAAGGCAUACCUGGCAAACCAUAUAUAUGAUAUGUUACUUGGAAAUGCAUCACAGCCAUCUCUGAGAUUUGGAAUAUCCAGGCUUCUAGGGAAGAAAAAAAAUGACUCAUGACAUCUAAAUGGUUAGAUUGACGUUGCAGGAAGCCGGGAUCUAAUUCUCAGAACCAGCCUCAGGGAGUUGUGUGUUUGGAGACCUCUACCUUCCGUCAGCUGCAGUGUGAUAGGAAGGGUGAUGGUGAGGUUUCUAGCAACAGUUUUCCAUGUAAACGUUCAUAAGCCAGGCAUGCUUACAGUAUCACCUGCUCUUCAGUCACAUACUAAUCUGACUUUGGAAACUUAGGUGAGUUGAGAUACUUACAAGAAAUGACUUACAUCAGUUAUUGCCUUUGCUGCCAGAAUUCCAUGUCCCUUCAGCUUACAAGUUUGGGGAAUUUUUUUUUCUGAGUUUAUGGAUCUGUGCUACAAGGAAUUUAUGCUGCUUUACAUUGACUAUGCAGUCGAAGAGUUGCACACCUUUAGUAGUCAAACCAAAAAUCUAAGAUUCUAAAAAGAAUAUCAUUCACUGAAACAUACUCUAUAGCAUUGGCCACAUUCAAAUGUGUUGUAUCACUGACAGAACAAGUUUCACUGCCUUUUUUUUUUUAAAUUAAAUUUCAGUAGAGCCACAUACUUAUAAAAUAUGGGUGUUUAUUCUCAUAUCAUUUAGAAUAUCACUCAUCCAUAUUUUACCGUGGAGGGCUGUUUUAUAGUAUGUUUAAUUUUUUCCUCCCUAGUUUAUUAUAACAACUCUCACAGAAUAACAGAAUAACUUGAAAUGCUGUAAAUAUGUUAGUUUUCCUUGUAUUUUUGCACCUUGGCAAUAUGUAAUGCAAGUUACAUUUUGUGCAGCUCUGAGAUCAGUUACAUGGUAUGCCAUCGUGACUUAUUUAUUCAGGAAAUCAGAAGCCAAAUGCUUUGCAACACAUUAAGCUUUUCUAACAAUGUGCACUUUUGUUCAUGAGCUAAUGAAAACAAUGCAUGAAUAUAAAUUUAUAUUAUUUGUAAAUAUACACACAUGUAUUUUUUGUUUUAUUUCCUUUUCAUCAGUAAAGGGAGUUAUCUGUUACUGUUUCUUUGAUAGAUUGAUUUGGUUGAUUUUUGAAGACUCUCUAAAACCAAGAUCAAAUCAACAAUGACAGACAUGGUUUUGCUUUGUUGUGGAGUUGCUAUUUCGGUGUCAACUCUGUGUUAUUGUUCACAGGCAGAUGCAAUGGGAAUGAUGAAACCUCAAGUAACAAAAGUCUGGCGGAGGCGUAAGCUCUGGGAGCAGGUGGGGAAGAAAGAGGAGAGUUGAAGUAAGGGAAUGUGUGGGAGAAAUCAAGACACCUUUCCUUGCGAAAAAAAUCAAAACUGAUGUCAGUUUUCCUCCCCUGGGAAUGGGGUGGCGAAUUACAUACUCACACAUUUAUAUACAUAUAUAUAGUGAUAUAUAUGUAUUGUGUGAUUAUUAUUUGUCCAAUUAGGGUUUUUUUCCAAUUAAAAAUUUUCCAAUUUUUUCCCAAUAAAAUUUUCCAGUUUUUUCCGAUUGCUUUCCAAAUAAAGCAUGGUUGUUUCCAAAAUGUAUAAAGACCAGAUUAAAGACAAUGGAAAUAAAGCUGCUUUGUAUAUAUGCUAGAGUAUCUCUAGUAAGAAAAUUAUAAAGUUUCUCUUACUGGAAAACUAUUUGCUAUCAUUCUAACCCUGAAAAUGUUUUUUUGUUUUUUGGUUUUUUUUUUUUUACUUCUUCUUCUUUUAUUCCAGGAAAAAGCUGACAGAUUAUAGUUGUUCGUUGGUUUGUUCUUGUAAAAAUGAACACUUCCCCACUUGCCCUCUGAUUCUGGGCAAAAGGAAAGACCCCAGACUCUAAACUUCCCUCCCAAGCCCUUGUUGCCAAGGACUCUUACAUUCAGAUUCCUCGGAGGUUCUGUUUCUGCCACCUGCUAGUCAUAACAACUAGUUCCACUAACUGCACAAAGGAGUUUUCAACUCCUCCAUGUUUGUAGUAUCUGCAGCAUUUCCUUUUAUUUUGUUAGUUGAACGUAUGCCAUGCCUGAGGAUAAAUGUUCUGUACGCCUAUUGAAGACAUAAAUGAACCUGACAUUUAUGUCUUUCCCAAAUUAGGGACACAAGACAAAAAUAUUUGUCUUACUGUAGAGCAAAGAAUAGUGAUAGUCAUGCCCUUGAGAAUUCUUUCUGCUCUGAGUUAUUUUUAUACUAUCACCAUCAGUGUUUAAAAUCGUAUUGAUUGCCUAAAGAGAAAGAAAACGAAAAGAGAAAGGCAUUUUCAAUAAAAAAUUAUAAUACAUUGAUUUAGGCAUUGCUGCCUUUGGUAAUUUUCGAGACCAAUAGAAAAUGAGAGAAUCACCGAAAAAGUUACCUGAAAUUCUCCUUUUGUGAAACAAUGCAGUAGAACCUAGCUAUGCUUUUAUGGUUGUUGACAGCAAAAUAUUGACAGCCCCUCACAGUAUGUGAGUUUUAAGUCACUCUGCUUUCGUCGAGAGAUAUGUUUUAUAUCAUGGUUUUCAUAGGAAUACAAAUUAUUUCACAAAGAUUUAUAUAGCACACACUAUUCUCAGGAAUUCUGUAUUACAUGAAUGCUGCUUAUCUAUUUUCAUAUUCUAAAUCGUUGUCUUUUCAAGCAAAUGACUAACAUAUAUGUGCAUGCAGUCUGCCUUGACAAGUUGUUCAAAGCUGAAGCACUUUCCCAGUCCAGUGUGUGAAAAAUUUAUCAAGACUAUAGCUGAAAUAGUUUGCAGUUGUCUGAGCCUGUGCACGCACUUUUCGAUAAAAUGCUGCUGAGUGACUGCAUGAUGAAAUACAACUUCUGAACGCUGCACUUUCUUCCAGAAUGGCUGUUAGCACAAUCUGUUUUAGAACGGAAUGGAAAGGAACCUCUUUCACUCAAUAAAUUGUGUGAUACGGUAUUUUUCCUAUAAUUUGCAUGUUAAAUUUAAUCAUGCUUGUUUUUUCACUAUAAGUUGGAGUGUGUUUGGGGAGAAGGGAUUGCUCAUUCUUUAGCUCUAAAGGCAAUAGUUUCCUAUUCUUGCAAGCCCUUGUUACACUCUUAAAAAGUUUUGGCUAUUUGUUCUCUGAUAAGCUCAUUGUCAUCAUCAAGGCAUUUGCACAUGAAAAGUACAGAUGGAAUACCAUACUGAUUCUAAUAAUGCUUUGUUCUAGAAACAGAGGGGAGAGGAAGGUUGAUUUGUUCUUAUGAAAGCAGUAAAUGUUUUUCACACAGAAGCAUUUUCUUUUUUUCACACUUGGAAUGACUCCACAAAUCACCAUCAAAAUCUCCUUAGGAUAGGAAUUUUAGCACAGAUAAAGUUCAUGCCAAGAAAGGAGGACAUACAGGGACAGUGUAGCCAACUGGCAACAAUAGGCUACCAAAUUACCCAUGUUCUCUCAACUUGAUGCUCAAAAUUGAAAAUUUAGGUUGCCGGAAGAGUUGUGUAACUAAUAUGGUUGAGCUGAUAAGUUUGUCAAUUGGAGGCAGGUAACCAUAGGCCCAGGGUAUGGUGUGUGUGCUUGUGUGUGUGUUUGUGUGUGUGGGGGGGGAGGGGGGGGUGCACGUAUGCAUACUUACUCUCUGAGAUAUGCCCAACUCAGUCCUACUAUGGUUAUAAGGUAUUUCCACUACAUUUUCCCCCAAAUCACUAUAACAGGUUUUAGGAAUAAUUGUAGAUUUCAUCCAGAGAAUAAGUCAUCAUCUUAUUCUUUCUGGUAUUUUCAGUCACUUAGGAGAGAACGUUUUAGGAAUGGCCUAAAAAACCCGGCUUUUGAUAGAAAUGUGUGAAUUUCUCUACAGGCAUUGCUAUUCAAAUUGAAAUGUGCCAAGAGUUGUCUAACUGGAAGAUUGAGUUAGCUUUAGCUAGAAUCAUUGGUCAGACUAGGUUCCUACUACCUAAGAUGUAUGCAUUUGCAAUGGUGAUGUCUUCAAUGGAACUUGCCAUCUGGAUUCAUCUGAAAAACUACAUCCACAACCACAUUUGAUGGUUUUCUUUCCAGAAAACACAAGUAUUAUAGCCACUAUGUUCUAGCAACAUCCACAUUAAGGCAUCUUUUUUUCAGGAAAGGAAAAUGAAAGCAGAUACGUUGAUAAAAAAGAGACUCAUUUAGGAUAAAAUCCAAUUUCUUGUAUAAUCAAAAUCUACUCUUGGGGAGAAGCAGCUUAUCCAUCGAAUCUCACUGUUUUAUAUGAUGAUCCCACUUUGUGCCCCAGCAGGAUUCUCCCUAAAUAAAACUGGUUCUAAAUCCAGCUGGCUCCAAGUGAGUCUCGAGUACACGAGAGAGUAAACUGUGUGGAUGCUGUGUUACAUCUUUCUUUAAGAAAGAAGGGGGCAAAAUUUCCAGACAUAUGCCUAUAUUGACUUCCUCAGAAUAUUUAUUUCCAUCUUAAUUCUCUCUGUGUGUGGAAAAAGCAGUUUCUCUGCUUUCCGUUUUUCAGAAGGGAAAACUUCCUAAAUUAUUAGUUGAAAAACAAAAUUUAAUGAUACCUAUUAAAUAGUCCCCACAAAAUAUAACUGUUAUAUAUAUGGAUGGCUAACCCCAUGUGGUAUUCACACUGCCUCAAAUGCUUUAUAAUUAUUUUGUCGGUGUCCAUGCCACUCAACAUUACCAGGUGAAUAUAGUCAGCCUAAUUUAUUUUUUAAAUGAUUAUUUUUUUAAAUAAUCUCUA